AAUCACACACAUGUGUAUUCGUAAAUCAACUACCUUCGAUACUUUAGUUUAGGCAAUCUGUGAGUUCUGUGUAAGAAUAUGAUCAAAGAAUUAAGGCGAAAACUAAAGUUGUAAAGACUUAUGUCAGUUCGAAGUGUUCAGUGAAAAAUUGUGAAGAAAAUGGCGUGCAAAAGUAUAAUCUUGUUGUUUUUAAUAUUCUCAAAAAGCCUCUGUGAUGACUGCUUUCGUUACGACUUCGAAGACAACUUCGAAAAGAAAUUCAGUCCGAAUACUGGAAUUUGUUUCGGGAUGAGUCCUUGGGCCUUAAAUAAUUACACCUCUUUGGGAAUCGACAGUCCACACCCAUCGAGCUCAUCAUUUAUAUCUCCAACCAAUUCCUUAAGCUGCGUUUCGUCUGUCAGUUUUUCCAUGGGAUUUGGAGUGUUAGAACUAAACGUUUAUGUGGUGGAAGUCUUGCCAUCCAACAGCAUGCAAAUUUACGUCAUGGCAGAACCUUCACAUUUGGUCGCCUUUUUGGGAUAUGAGUCACAUCAUUACAAACCAGGUUGGAAUACGUUGAGAAUACGCAUACAGCGCUGGGCAUUUCAAGGUUAUGUCGUGUUUAUGGGUGAAGCUGCUAGCCCACAGUCAGUGGUACUAAUUGAUUCAUUCCGAUACAUUCCAUCAACGAUUGAUGAUGAAAACUGCAUAAUAUACCCAGAAAACAAUCCGACUUCUGCGUCUACUAAUGAUGUAGACAUUACGACAACUUCAACGGAAUCAGAUCUAUGGACAACACCUAAAGAUCUCACUUCGACUAUAACUAAUCAAUGGACAACUGAAUAUCCAGCGACUGUUGAUAAUGAACUUAUUCAUACAACUGAUAAUUUUACACCAGGUUUAACCGAUUCUGACGAUAAUCAAAUAACUGUAUCAACUUUAGAUGACGAAUGGAUACAUACAUCAACUAUAAAUGAAGAGGAGAUCAUUUCCACGACUAAUAAUGAUAAUAACACACCAACACCUACAACGGGGUCAGAUCUUUGGACAACUAAAUAUCCAGCCACUGUUGAUAAUGAACAGUUUGUUUCUACAACCACAGAGCAUUUUACAGGAAGCGUAACCGAUUCAACUGUAGAUGAGGAAUGGAUACACGCAACGACUAAAAAUGAAGAAGAAAUCAUUUCUACAACUAGUAAUAGUAAUGACACACCAAUUACUUCAACGGGGUCAGAUGUAUGGACAACUAAAUAUCCAGCUACUAUUGAUAAUGAACAGUUUAUUUCUACAACCACAGAUCAUUUUACAGGAGGCGUAACCGAUUCUACUGUAGAUGAGGAAUGGAUACACGCAACGACAAAAAAUGAAGAAGAAAUCAUUUCUACAACUAGUAACAGUAAUGACACACCAAUAACUUCAACUGGGUCAGAUCUAUGGGUUACAGAUCCAACUGACGUUAUUGUAACAGACAUGCCGACAACUAAUAUUAGUUUUAGUACUGACGAUGAUUCAAAUGAAGAAGAAUAUACUUCUACUACAGAUAAAACAACAGGACCAAUUAAUGAUAUCACAACUGAGUCGGAGCAAUGGGUAACCAAGACAACUGUUGUUGAUAAUGGAAUAGAAGAAGAAACUGUCACUGAAAUGACAUCUGUCACAGAAUCGUCAACGUCAAUUUAUCAUGACGGAUGCAUUACAUACAAUUUCGAGGCAGGAUUUGACUCAAUAUUCUCUUCAGGAUCUGGCCUAUGUUAUGGAGCGAAUCCUUGGAUAUUGUAUAAUUACACAUCGUCAGAAAUACAAAGUUGGCACCCGGAUAGCACUAAGUUUAUAUCACCUUACUUUUUGAGUUGCAUAACAUCUACUGAUUUACGAUUGGGAAGCGGGGUUGUUGAAAUUAAUGUUUACAUGGCAGAUCAUCAGUAUUCAAAUUUUACCGCUUUUUGGAUGAUUCACAUUAUAGUUCAGAUGAAAUCUGACGAUGGAUUUGGUAGAACUGUUGCAGUUCUAUCCUACAACUCACAUACCAAUAAUUUUUUACCAGGUUGGAAUAGUAUAAGAAUAAACAUAAGAAACCAACAAGAAUUCGACGGGCAUAUUAUUCUCAUGGGCAUGGCAGAAAAUCACGAAGCUCUAUUAGUGGACUCGUUUCUGUUUAUCCCAGCUACUAUGAGUGAAGAUUUGUGCUUUGUAUACAGCACAACGGCUAUACCGCCUUCUAUAACAACAAUAAAUACUCCUAUAAUUGAUAUAAGCACUGAUGGUUCUGAUAAAGAAUACACUACUAAAGGAUGGAUAACAAAAACUACUGAUGUUGAUGAGCUAACAACAAUGACAUCUAUUUCCGAUCAAAAUAUGUCUACAUAUCAGCCUAUCGAUGAUAAUGGGUGCAUUACCUACAAUUUCGAAGAAAACCUUGAUUCUAAGAUAGCAAAUGAUCAUUUUCUUUGUCCGAAAUCCCGUGGAAACCAUUGGACUUUACAAAACUAUUCUUCUCUGGGAUUAGAAAGUCCGCAUCCACUAAGCACAUCGUUCAUAUCACCGCUAACACUACCCAGCUGUAUAGCAACUACCAAGUUUUUUGUUAAAACUGGAACAUUGGAAAUCAUUGUUUUCUUUGAAAGUGCAGAAGAAUCCGGAGAUCAUAUUACUAUAAUGGUUAGUGGAGGAAUAGGAGUUAUUAUUGCAUAUGUAUCAUAUACGCCACGAUCUGCCAAUUUUGUAUCAGGCUGGAAUACUUUAAGUAUAAACAUAAAUCUGCCAGAUGAAGUUGCAGUAGAUAUUUUACUGACUGGGUCCGCAGCUGAGAGUUCAAUCGUAUUGGUAGACUCGUUCCGAUACAUCCCAUCAACGAUGGAUGAAAAAAUUUGUGUAAUUUACGACACAGAAAUAACAACGCCAACUGAUGCUGUAGCAACAGAAAAAUACACCGAUGAUUCUAAUUCAAGUUGGCCAACUGGGACUUAUGAUUGGACCAUAGGAACAACAAACCUUGGUAAUCAAGAAAUAUCCUCUAACCCAACAGAAUCAGGGCCAACUGUGACUUAUGAUUGGGGCACAGGAACAACUAACCUCGAUAGUCAAGAAAUAUCCACUGUUCCAACAGAAUCAGGAUCAACUGGGACUUAUGAAUGGACCAUAGGAACAACUAACGUUGAUAAUCAAGAAAUAUCCUCUAAUCCAACAGAAUCAGGGCCAACUGUGACUUAUGAUUGGGGCACAGGAACAACUAACCUCGAUAGUCAAGAAAUAUCCACUGUUCCAACAGAAUCAGGAUCAACUGGGACUUAUGAAUGGACCAUAGGAACAACUAACGUUGAUAAUCCAGAAAUAUCCUCUAUUCCAACAGAAUCAGGGCCAACUGUAACUUAUGAUUGGGGCACAGGAUCAACCAACCUUGAUAAUCAAGAAAUAUCCUCUAUUCCUACAGAAUCAGGGUCAACUGGGACUUAUGAUUGGACCACUGGAACAACUAACGUUGAUAAUCAAGAAAUAUCCUCUAUUUCCACAGAAUCAGGAUCAACUGGGACUUAUGAAUGGACCAUAGGAACAACUAACGUUGAUAAUCAAGAAAUAUCCUCUAUUCCUACAGAACCAGGGCCAACUGGGACUUAUGAUUGGGGCACAGGAACAACUAACCUUGAUAGUCAAGAAAUAUCCUCUAUUCCAACAGAAUCUACUGUAUUAGAUGGACAAGAGACAGUUUCAGAAACAGGGACAACAACAAACCCAUGGAUAACAACAAGUAUACACGAUGAGGGCACUGACACACCAGCAACCGAAACCACAGCUAAUGAUAGCUGCACUAAAUAUAAUUUCGAAAAAGAUUUUGACGUACUGUUCACAUCGGAAUCAAGCAAUUGCAGGGGAAUGCAUCCUUGGACACUAAACAAUUAUACUUCAAUCGAUAUAGAGAAUUUACAGCAAUCGAGCAAUUUGUUCAUAUCUCCUAUAACAGCAUUAAGCUGUGUGGAGUCUUUCAAAUUUGUGAUGGGGCAUGGAACGUUGGAAUUCCGUGCAUAUAUUGGGGAUGCACUGUUUGCGAAUAUCAUAAGUGUGCUGGUUAGGGACACAGCUGGAGGUGGUGUCGUGACCAGUAACAUGUAUAGCCCACUUUCUCAAAGUUUUGCGCCAGGCUGGAACGUGUUAAGAGUAAAAAUUGAAAGACCGCAAGAAUUUGAGGGCUAUUUCAUCCUGCAAGGCUCCUUGGCUUCAGUGGACUCAGUGGUGUUAAUUGACUCUUUCCGAUACAUCCCCGCAACAAUGAAUGAAGAACUGUGUACGGUGUAAUAAGCUUUAAAAAAACCUUGCUUUAAACCAUAUCCAAAAUGCAAAAAUACUACUGUAGGAGAAAAUAUAAUAAUUAUCUUGAAAUUCAG
This is a messenger RNA of Ostrinia furnacalis (Asian corn borer), 4358 nucleotides long. Its product is annotated as cell wall protein DAN4-like. The record is from RefSeq and is a predicted model, not a curated record. NCBI's taxonomy places the organism in Eukaryota, Metazoa, Arthropoda, Insecta, Lepidoptera, Crambidae. The transcript has 5 exons. Bases 160 to 4269 code for a protein of 1369 amino acids.